Folsomia candida is the source of this 1370-nucleotide messenger RNA. RefSeq lists its product as uncharacterized. The record is from RefSeq and is a predicted model, not a curated record. The coding region runs from base 59 to 1321 and encodes 420 amino acids. Lineage: Eukaryota; Metazoa; Arthropoda; Collembola; Entomobryomorpha; Isotomidae. The transcript has 3 exons.
CCGGGUGGAUGGACACAAACUCAAUUCAAAAAGUCAGACGAGAGAGUGAAUAAAAAAGAUGACCUCCCCGAACGAAAACAACAACAAUCCGUCCCCCGACCCGGACGACAAUUACGUUUACACGUGGAGGGAGCCCCCUGAAGAGGAGGAAGGGACGAGCAGGCAAUUGGCGGAUCUGCCCUCGUCUUUCUUUCAGUUCUUUCAGCAUUCUACUCAGAGGCAAACACAGGAUUGUUUUGGUGGGAUUUCUGGAGUGGAGGAGGCUGGGAAUAGCUCUUCUGCACCGCCAGCAGCAACGGAAUCAGAAUCGACGAGCAGUGGAAGCACGAGUAAAAGUUCAUCAGAUUUAGAAGAGGACUUCAUCGAGGGGGAUUUUGUCGAGAAUAAUCUUCCGCAAUUAGGUCAGCCAGCGUCAGUUCAACCUCCAUCACCAAUUUCAUCAUUACCACCACAUCCACGCCAGGCGUAUCUCGACUCUCUCAAUGCUUCCACCCCACCACUAAUAACCCCACCACCACCUCACCUAAUCUGGACCCUUGAACAAGCCCGCAAACUCACCACCUCAACCACCUCCCAAUUCGGCCCCUCCUCCUGCGGCCUAACCUCCCUCACCCACAUCCUCACCUCUCUCCACCACCCUCUCCCCUCCCCAGCCACUCUACUUUCACUGCUCCCCCCCUCGCUCCGCUCCAGUGACCCCACCACCACCCCGCUCCACACCUACCUCAUCUCCCGCUCCCGUGCCGGAACGACCCAUUCACAAAUAAUCACCGCCAUCCAAACUCUAACCAAUAACAAAAUAGUGGGAAAAUUCUUCCCCCUCAAUCACCACACCACCAACCCGUCCAAACUCCUCACCACCCUCGCCACCUGGAUCGACGCUGGCUGCGCUCCAUUGGCCACGCUGAACCCGCAGAAAAUCUCAACCCUCGCCGACGCUUGGCAUCACCAGAUGAUUUAUGGCGUGGACGCCAACACCGUUUUACUCACGAAUCCGCUGGAGAAAAUUCCCAUUGAUGAGUUCCUACCACAAAUCACUUCAGAGUCGGUUCUACUUAUUAAAAGAGAGGACGUGCUCAAGUUCCAUCAGCAGAAUUACGAUUUAAGAUUACUCACGAGGAUCGGGCAGGAGUGGAACGAGAUGAACGUGUUGGGAACCGUGUCCCACAUGCUCCACGAGGAGGAGUCCCCCCACUCCACCACCACCACGAUAAAGAAAACCCCACACCUCCCCAUCCCAGCCGAGUACACGGCCGGGAUUUCCGUCUUCUGCUCCUGGGAUAAUCCAUUCCGAGAGAGUUUAUUCAAUUUUGUGAUUUAGAUUUAUUUACAAAGAGAAAAUUAAUAAAAUUAACAAUCCGUUCCACUUA